AUGGAGAUGCAGAUGAAUGACGCUCCUCAAAUUGGGACCACAGCCUUCAGUGCAAAACGGAAGCUCUUUCAUAGGAUUCCUGAUCCUUCUAACAGCUCCUUGUCCCGCUGGAACCCUCAAGCUACCUGUGAGGGUAAGAAGUUGGUUGUGGAGCAAGAGAAGCCUGAAGUUAGCUUUCCUGAAGUCAUCGUGCUUGAUAAGCUGCAAGAUCUAGAGAGGACGCACAGCUAUGUACAGAUCUGUAAUCCUCAGAUCCUCCCUUACCUGCAUUCCUCUUUACCCCCCACCAUAGCAUCAGCUAAAGGCUACAUCACAAACAUGGCCAAGACCCCAUCUGCUAACGAUCUCGCCACCAGCCCCUGCAUCUACUCUAAUGUCCUCUGCAACCAGCUCAACCAGAGUCUACCUCCACUUGUCCUGCCGCCCUCUUAUCAAUAUAGUCAAAAUGGCACAGUCCACAUUAGUGACCUUAAGGAGCCACCAGAUGGAGACAGCGAGUCAUUAGCCUUUGAGUUUGCUUCUUCAGACCUGCAGAGAAACUUCAGACUUUUUCUGGAGCAGCUUGAAAGCCAUAAGUCACAAGAACUUAUUGUCCAUCCCUCUUACUUCUUCAUCAGACAGAGCUCCCCAGAUUGAAUCUCCACUAGGAUUCAACCUGGAAAAGUCUUUCUAAAAGAAAAUGGGACAUUUGAUAUUUGCUACUGUUAUCAAAUUAUGUUAACUAGCAGUUCAACAGGUGUAACUAAUAAAGCGACAUGUGAGCUUUCUUUUGUAGUCGGUAAUAAUACUGAUUACACUCUCAUGUAAAGGUGAGGAAGGCCCUUUGAGCCAUAUCAGCUAAAAUAAGAGCUGUUUACUAUUUAAAUGCAGUGACACGUUUAGUCUCUUUUUGAAUAGCUGUAUUGUUUCUUUUCUUGGUUUUAACAUCCAAACACUUGUUUUAAAAACUUUUCCGGGUUUAUCACUAUUUUCCUCAUUAAUUCAAUCAAGUAAGCUAAAGGCGGUAGUUUUCUGUGAAAAAAAAAACCUAUUGCCAAUAUAAAGUGUCAACGAAUUAAUAUUUCAAAUAGAUUGUUGAGUCCUUUUGUUUCUGUUUGCGCAAUUUUGAAGUUCUUGAAAUGUGAAUAUUUGGCAGUUAAUGCACACUUUAUGUUGUGAAUAAGAUAUGUCACAUGGGUUCCAAUGUAAAUAACAAACUUGUGCCAUUAAGCAACUCAGGUUUUUGUUUUGUUUUUUCUCUUGAGUGUUCUGCUAUAAGUAUGCUGAUGAAGCUAAAAUGUAUAAUUCCAGUGUGUGAGCAGAUCGAAAUCUAAAAUUGAAUGUAUGUUUGAUAUAACUGUAUGUACGCAAAGCUUUCUGUAUGUUUGUAACAUGCCUCUUUUACAUCUUGCAUUCUGGACUGUGACCUUGGUGAACCUCUAUUAGCUUCUUUAUGUAGUUUUUAGAUCGGUCACAAUAAACAAAAAACAAACAGUUCAACUGGAAUUCAAUUUUAUAAUAAUAAUUAAUCUUUCUAGCGUUUUUUGAUUAGUAUUGCAUCUGUGAUUUCAU
Messenger RNA from Cyprinodon variegatus (sheepshead minnow), 1551 nucleotides. RefSeq lists its product as uncharacterized. Lineage: Eukaryota; Metazoa; Chordata; Actinopteri; Cyprinodontiformes; Cyprinodontidae. The transcript has 3 exons. The record is from RefSeq and is a predicted model, not a curated record. Bases 1 to 636 code for a protein of 211 amino acids.